AUGGCACGUAAAGGACAAGUAUCUAUACAAGAUAAUGUAGAAACGAACGAGGAAUUCCAGGAUUAUUUGAUAGAACAUAUGGAUCAGCUUAUAUGUAUGGAAGUUUACUCAGACUUUUGCGGCCCGUGUCUGGCCACCAAUAACGCUAUUAGGAAGGGGAAACUAGAAAUAGGUCAAGACAGGAUAGCUAUGGGAAAGGCGUUGGCUGACAAAGUAGACGUCCUAGCAAGGUUUAGAGGAAAGAGUGAACCUGUUUUUCUUUUUAUAGUUAAGGGUAAGCUGACGCGAGCGAUGUUCGGCGCGAACGGCAUCGAACUUUGCCGCAUCAUCGAGGAAGAGCUAGCUUUUAUGAAGAAGGAAUUGGAGACCGGCAUUGAGCGACCCAAGCAACCCAUUGAAGAACUCCUGCCUGAGGAGUCUGAAAAGAUAGAAAUGGAAUUAAAGCAAGAAGAAGAAGCACGUCAGGCGAGAGAACGGAUACGUAUCCUAACGCUGGCCGCGCGUAAGAAGAGGGUAGCGGAAAGAAUGGCCAAGAAUCUCACGCAGCUCAACUUUAUCCUGUACUGGCCCCACUGCCACCAGGCGCAUGUCGAUCUCUACGAGAAGUGGGAUCUCAUUAAUAUCCAAGUUGGCGCUAAGGAAACGAUACAGCUGACGGAGGCGAUGGUGCCCGAAGCGCUGUAUAUGAGCGAUGUGGAGCCGAACGAGGCCUGUGUGCACGCCCUGCUCUCCGGCGAGGUGCUCGUCGUGCUCUUCAAGAUGUUCGACACAGAUACAAGGAACUUUGUCAAGUUACUCCGGUACACGUUGUACGAGGAAAUUCCGAUACCGAAGGAAGACGUGCCGCCGGAGAAGCAGGUGCCCCUGGUGCCGGCCUACGAGCGCUACGCCGCCGUCAGUAAGACCGUGCGCGAGGUGCGUCGCGAGCGUUACGAAGCUAAGCUUGAGAAAUUGCGAUUGGAAAAAGAAGAACAAGAAAGAUUAGCAGCAGAACAAGCGCGGCUAGCGCGUGAAGCCGAAGAGGAGAGAUUAUAUCAGGAGAAGAAGCGGAAGGAAGAAGAGAGGAUGGCUAGGAUACAAGCUGGGUUACCUGCUGAGCCGGAACCGGAAGCAGGUGAAGAAGAGGUAGAAGGAGAAGGUGUUGGAGAAGAAAUCGCCGAGGAAGAAGCACCGGAAAAGGUGGUGGAAGAAGAGGAGGUUUUCCACUCUGAUGUGUCAGUGGAGGGGGAGGACUACAUUCCUCCGGGAGGGCUGUUCGUGCCUGGACUGUACGCGCCGCCUAACGAACUAGCGAAAGCUAAUGGAUUAGCUUUCUUUUUUCCUAAAGUUGUACAGCAGAUAACCACGCUGGAGACUGAGCACUUGCCGCCGCAUGUGUUAGUCAUAUUCUCCGUGGACAAGCGGCACGAGGUGCGCGACGCCAUGAAGCAGUUUCCAGGUGAAAUCAUACAGGCUGGAAUUUUUAUGGGCGAGGACCCUUAUGCUAUGGAACACGUCGCAUUCACCAUAAAGCAGUACGACCAGAUGACGAGACUGAGGAAACAUCGUGACCGUUUAGCGCUUAUGGUCUCUCGCAAGCGUAGCAAUGCUCUCCUGACCCUGGCGGGGCUGAACCCGUGCUAUAUCAGCAGUGAUUUGGAGUCGGGCGAGAGAGACUGUUUGGCUAUGUUCCCUGUGGGCUACGGUGAUGAGUAUGUUGAGGAAGAGAGUGUCGUUGAAGAGGAGCAAGUUGUGGAAGUGAUACCACCAUCUGAACCGGAACCGGAACCAGAGGCAGAUGCGGGACCAGAACCCGAGAAUGAAGACGACGACGAAGAGGACCACGGAGAUGAUUGAAACUUUUGAUAUAACGACUU
Molecule: messenger RNA, 1856 nt
Organism: Papilio machaon (common yellow swallowtail)
Lineage: Eukaryota; Metazoa; Arthropoda; Insecta; Lepidoptera; Papilionidae
Product: thioredoxin domain-containing protein 3 homolog
Exons: 15
Coding region: 1-1836 (611 amino acids)
Source: RefSeq, a predicted model, not a curated record